AUGGUUAAAGGUUUACUUUUGACUCUUUUAGCAGUCCUUGUUGUCAUUGUUGCUGUUGUACAUGCACAACAAUCAACAUGUGGUUCCUUGUCAAACAAUUCUCGUUACAUUAACCUUGUCGGUUCUUGGAGAGAAACUUCGAGUGGUAAGAUUUGGACCAGUGUUCAACAGGGAAAUCAUUUCACUUGGACACAACAAGGUACCAAUAGAAAGGCAACUGGUUUUGUUGUUGCUCCAUGUCAAAUUUCUACUGCAGUUGCAUAUAUUACAUUUGAUGGAAGUACUCAUUGGAAAGUUAGUAUUUCCUCCGAUGGAGAAAUUAUUCGUGGACCUUCAGAAACUUUUACUAGAGUGAAUGCUACUCAACCAGUUGCUCAACCAAGAGGUCAAUAUAAGGAAAAGUCAGGAAAGAUUUGGACUGUCACUGGCUCUACUUGUCAUGCUUUUACUUUGCGUAAUCAAGAUGGAAGAACUGCUGAAGGUUUCUACUCAAAUGAUGAAUCUACUGGAUUGACUACUAUCUAUAUUACAUUCCAUGAUCCUACUGGAGAUACUAUUUUGAGAUCAACUACUCCUAAUAUGGAUAUUUGGCAAUUAUCGAAUGGUGAUGUUUUCAGAAGAGUUGUUUAAGGAAAUAAAUUAAUUUCCCACC
Messenger RNA from Naegleria gruberi, 652 nucleotides. RefSeq lists its product as uncharacterized. The record is from RefSeq and is a predicted model, not a curated record. The coding region runs from base 1 to 630 and encodes 209 amino acids. Lineage: Eukaryota; Heterolobosea; Eutetramitea; Acrasida; Naegleriidae. The transcript is spliced from 3 exons.